AAUUUUCGUCCUCUUUUUAUAUCGUAUUGAUUUGGUUACAUUUCCGACUACACACACGAAACAUUAGGUUUUCGUCUCCACCCACACACCCGAAUAGGAAGAAUGGCUAUGAAAUUGACCGAAGGAGCGAUAGCAAGAAUUUGCAGCAAUGAUUCCGUCUACUCUUGUGAUCCAGAGUUUCAUCCGACGUUGCAAGUAAUUGGGGUGGAAAGCCGCUGUGUUAUGUUGUCUGAUGGUUUGAAUUCUAAUGUCGGAUUGCUCGUCGGUAAUCUAUUCAAUCCAGUCUUUAUAGAAAAGUUGCAGAAAUGGCCUAUUAUUAUACUCACUCAUUACAAGUUGAGCAGAUCUAUGAACAGGGUUAUUUUCAUUCUCGAGUGUGAUGUUGUACUGGACAAUUGUGGUUUAAUCGGAGAACCUGUUCCACUACCCAAUAAUGCUCCUUCGCAAUCAGACUUGGACUACUUUAUCUCUAAGUUUUCUGAUCUUAAGUUGUCUCAGGAGACGAAGCCAGCACUGAGUGAAGGGGUCAUAGAAAUAAUGUGCAAUGACAAUUUAUCUCGUGCCUAUGAGUUUAAGCCAAUCGUGCUACAAGGCUCCAAAAUUUGGUGCGACACCGUUACCUGUCUCUCGGAUGGUAAGCAUUGUAUUCUUGCAGUGUCCCCCACUGAUUUGGCAGAUGAGUUGAUGCAUAAUUAUAAUGUUGACAUACUCUCUAGUGGUUUCAAAGAUAAGUUGCUCCCUACCCCAAAUUUGAACCGUACCUCCUUUGUUCUACUCACUAACUAUAAGUUGCACGAAUGUGAUGGUCACAAGUUUAUUGUCAUCUAUAACUUUCGUUACCUUAAGGAUGCUAAGGACCAUUAUCUUGUUUAUGUUGACCCAAUACACCCUUUUGGUCGUCACUCACAUAACCCCGUCCCAAAAAUUCCUUCUACAUGGAAACCAGUGAAUCUAUCGCAAGGGGCGAUAGAGAAAUUGUUCAGUGAUAAUUUCUCUUCUUAUGAAGGGUUUAAGCCUGUGUUGCAAGUUAUCUUGACCUGUAACAACUAUCUUCUGUUGUCGGAUGGUUUUUAUAUUAACUAUGGACACUUAUCUAGUAAUUUGAGUGAGCUGAGGCUGCACAAUUACUCCAUUAUUAAAAUCACCGACUACUCUGUGGAUCUAAAUACUAAAUCACGAAGGAUUUUUACAAUCCUUUCCCUAGAUGUCAUACUGCCGGAUUGUUGUCCGAUCGGAGAACCUACCAUCUGCUGUCAGCUAAGCGACAUGUUUGAAAGUCCUGACAUGAUUGAAAGUCCUGCCAUGUACCAUGUAUCCAAGAAAAGCACUUUCUAUAUAUGCUUGAAAUAGAUAAUUAGUUUACUAGGAAUUUGAUAAAACUGAUGGAAUCAAGUG
Vicia villosa (hairy vetch) is the source of this 1395-nucleotide messenger RNA. RefSeq lists its product as uncharacterized. The coding region runs from base 103 to 1350 and encodes 415 amino acids. The transcript has 6 exons. The record is from RefSeq and is a predicted model, not a curated record. Lineage: Eukaryota; Viridiplantae; Streptophyta; Magnoliopsida; Fabales; Fabaceae.